AUCAUGGGGCGAAGAUUCUCACUCUCGGACGCCCUAACGGGAAUGAGAAUUGGUUUUGGGAUGCGCUUCAGCAGAGCGGGCUACAUGAUUUGGUCUACUUGGGGUACUCCACCGUGCCUCAUGCCCUGCUGCUUACUUUAUGCGAGAGGUGGCAUCCGGAGACCAGCACCUUCCACAUGCCGAUGGGGAGAUGACUGUGACAUUGGAUGAUGUCGCAUGUCUCACGCAUCUUCCUAUUGAGGGGCGGAUGUUGGACCAUGGAAAGAAGAUGCCCAAGCAUGAGGGAGCGGCACUGCUGAUGACGUAUCUGGGUGUGGCCCAGCAUGAGGCUGAGAAGAUCUGCAACCAGGAGUACGGUGGGUACAUUAGCUACCCCAGGCUGAGGGACUUCUAUACCUCGUACCUUGGUAGGGCCAACGUAUUGGCGGGUACGGAGGAUCCUGAGGAGGUUGAGGAGCUGGAGAGGGUCAGGACAUACUGCGUCCGGUGUUACCUUCUGUACUUGGUCGGAUGCUUGUUGUUUGGCGAUAGAAGCAACAAGCGCAUCGAGCUGAUAUAUUUGACGACCAUGGCGGACGGCUACGCAGGGAUGCGUAAUUAUUCCUGGGGAGCUAUGACCCUCGCCUACCUAUACGGCGAGUUGGCGGAUGCAUGUAGGCCUGGACACAGAGCGCUUGGGGGGAGCGUGACACUGCUCACUGCAUGGUUUUUGGCAUGA
Messenger RNA from Medicago truncatula (barrel medic), 718 nucleotides. RefSeq names its product protein MAIN-LIKE 2-like. The transcript is spliced from 3 exons. The record is from RefSeq and is a predicted model, not a curated record. Bases 140 to 718 code for a protein of 192 amino acids. Lineage: Eukaryota; Viridiplantae; Streptophyta; Magnoliopsida; Fabales; Fabaceae. Gene Ontology annotation, biological process: meristem development; meristem maintenance.